Molecule: messenger RNA, 1597 nt
Organism: Suillus subalutaceus
Lineage: Eukaryota; Fungi; Basidiomycota; Agaricomycetes; Boletales; Suillaceae
Exons: 11
Source: RefSeq, a predicted model, not a curated record
CCUCAAGAAUGUGAGAUGACACGCAAUCAACGUGGUCUACUAAGGUCCGAAAACUUUAAGCCACCCGUGUCUCUUGUACGUCAGCUCUUCUAUAUCGCAUUGUACCCCCCGCCGCCAUCCCUUGAUCAUGUGGAAGAGCGCGAUCUCAAUCCCGCUUCGCCAUCAAAAGGCUCCCCUGCAAAACAAAAGCAUCAGGCACCAAAAAUGACCUUUGCUCCUUCAGUCAAUGCAUCAGAAGCCGCGCAACGCUUGUUAUUAUCCUUCGUUAGAACAAACACACCUACAUCUCUUUUCCAGGCUUUGCCACGACCGCGCAGGAGGCAACGAAUUGCCAUUCGAAGGAAGUCCCUGUGCAUUAAGGACGCGAAGCACUGCUGGGUAAUACUCAAGGAGGGUUUCGUACCGCGAAUUAAAAACCCUCAGCCGUCCCUACUAUCAGGGAAGAAGAAACGCGGAAAACUCAUCACUGACACUGAAGAGUAUGUAGAGGAGAAUCGCAGCAAUUCAGUUCUCGCUCCUGUUGCAGAGUACGCCUGGCUAGUCUUGCAGUGGCUGGUUGAGCUUUUUCAGCGGGACGAAUCUUUGGCAUCUGGAGAUGGUUCAGUGAAGCAUUCGCCAUUAUUGUUGUUGCAGAUUCCCCCGCCGAGAAGCAGCACUGGUCUUCGAUGGGAAGCUGAUGCACCCCUAGACAAUCGUCAACCGCAGAGACGACAACUGGGUUUUGAUCUGAUGGCUUUGCUCAUCGGCAUUUGUCUAACGGCAGAAUUCGACUUCAACAUGUUUCUGGAGCAAGUCACCUCACGACUACACUCAGCCUCCCCGGAGAUCAUCCAGACUUUCACGUCUGGCUUUCGUCUGUCGCAUUCAGCGCAACUAAACCCAUCCAGCCGUCGCCCCAAGCCACAAGCGCGAGCUGUGAGAGCGGCGCGAGGCAUUGCCCCUGUGAGAGAGGAGAACCUGUCGUCCUCCAGUGCAAAUGACUCUAAAAUUUCUACGCCUUCCACUGGCGACAUCGUCCACCUUCUUACAGGGUCUAACGGACGUACUUCUCCUGCAAUUCUAACUGUGAAGAAGGAGCAGAUCGCGGAACAACGGGACGUGGAAUGGCAGCAAAUAACAACAGAUGGGCGUCUCGAAGACCAAGUCAAUUCGGUGUUCGGUGGGGAGAGUUAUGCUCAGCAAGACAGGGAUGCCCUAAUUAGUCUUGUGAGAGUCUGGGCCAUGAAUUAAUGCGAGUAAGGCAUAAUUGAUUUAAGGCAAUGUCUUGUGGGAUUUCCUCCACGGAGCGUGUUAUUCUAACAAGAUUAUUCACACUCCCCAUGGCAAUAGUCAGUGCUAGGUAUGCGUCCAUAUUCUAGAAAGUCAACAUACCCUGCGGUCGGCGGCCUCAGACUGAUGAGACGGAUGCAAUACUCUUGGUUUCUGUUCUAAUCUUGAGAAGCUUACAUACAGUCCUCUGUCAAACAAUUUUCUCAUGGGCUAUCAUUUACCUGCACUUGAAGGUUUGACUUACUUUGGAAUCAUUAAAUGGGGUUGGGAUCUGCGCAACCAAAUUUCUGCUUGGGUAUUAUGUAGAUCUUAGGCAAUGAGUACUUAC